AUGCAUUCCACUCUUGUGCGGCUGGCUGAAUCUAUUUCCAAGAGACCUCUAAACCUCCAAAAAACAAGUGCUAUUCUUCUCCCACCCCUACCACUAUACCGGAGAAUCCUUCGUGCUCAUCGCUCACUUCCGUAUGAGAUGCGGUCACUAGGUGACGACUACGUCAGAGCCGAAUUCCGACGGCAUCAAGAGAUAGAAAACAAAGUACACGUAAUUGGUUUCCUAUCACAAUGGAAACAGUAUCUCGAUGAGCUACCUGUUGGCCCCGAAGCUAAGCACUUCACGGGCAAGAAAUUAGAUCCGACAGUUCUGGAGAAGAUGUCUGCAGAGCAGCUAGGUCAGCUUUACGAGUUGAUGCAUGCCACGAAGGACGUCUGGAAGCCCGUUGGUGAGGAUACGGAAGUAGGCGUGAAGCCAUGA
Messenger RNA from Sparassis crispa, 420 nucleotides. RefSeq names its product Succinate dehydrogenase assembly factor 3, mitochondrial. Bases 1 to 420 code for a protein of 139 amino acids. Gene Ontology annotation, biological process: mitochondrial respiratory chain complex II assembly; succinate metabolic process. Gene Ontology annotation, cellular component: mitochondrion; mitochondrial intermembrane space. The record is from RefSeq and is a predicted model, not a curated record. NCBI's taxonomy places the organism in Eukaryota, Fungi, Basidiomycota, Agaricomycetes, Polyporales, Sparassidaceae. The transcript has 4 exons.